Molecule: messenger RNA, 3076 nt
Organism: Photinus pyralis (common eastern firefly)
Lineage: Eukaryota; Metazoa; Arthropoda; Insecta; Coleoptera; Lampyridae
Product: E3 ubiquitin-protein ligase ZNRF1
Exons: 4
Coding region: 346-969 (207 amino acids)
Source: RefSeq, a predicted model, not a curated record
UCACUCAAGUCAUCUGUUGCCUGUCAAGUGAAUGUCAAAAAUAUGGCUAAACAAUUGAACUUUUCUUAUCAAAUUGUCAGCGCGUAAAUAAAAUAUUUUAAAAAAUUCUUCAUUUUGUACUAAGACAUUAGAAUGCUUUUCAAUUUUGAAGUGUCCAAAUUGUGAUAUCGGGCCAUGAACGUCGUCGUAUUAGUGUUUAAAUGAUUGGAAUUUGUGAUGUUGCCAGAAAUUUCCAGGGGCUGCCUUAGACAAAAAAACUCAUCGUCGUCGGUAUUUCCUUAUAAACAUAUAAUUAGUAAAAUUAGAAAAUGAUUUUGUAAUAGCCAAGUGAGUAUAACGAGGAGAAUGGGUGCUAAACCGAGUACGGCAAACGGAACUCAAAGUCCUCGGGCCAGAACUUUUUCAACAAGCAGCAGUUCGGAGGUUGUCACCACGCCCGCCGGCUUUCGUCUCUUACGUACGAUUCCCGGCAUCGACGUGUCUAGUGAUAGACAACGUGCGAGAUCUCUGUCUAGUGUACCCGAUUUGCAUUCUAGUCACGAAACUCUUUCGAUGCCUCCGACGGGUGUUAGCUUUGAUAUCUCGGCGAGCCCCGAAACCGAUAGCAGCUCCACUGAAGAAGCACCUAUCGGCGGCAGCUCGGCUGCCAGUAUAGCACUAGGAAGAGUUUACGCUGCCCAUUCUUUACCGUCUCAUAUUUGGUCUUUGAAUGGUAUAAAAUGUCCAGCAUGCAGUAAAUUUCUCAUUCCUGACGAUAUCGAGUAUCACCUAACAAUGUGCCUCUCCAAACCACGGAUUUCUUACAACGAAGACGUACUGACUGACGAUAAAGGGGAAUGUGUAAUAUGCCUGGAGGAUCUUGCUCAAGGCGAUGUGAUCGCGCGUCUGCCGUGUCUUUGCAUAUAUCACAAAAGAUGCAUAGAUCAGUGGUUUGGUAUAAAUCGUUCGUGUCCGGAGCAUCCUGGCUAGCAUCGUUUAAUUGAAUUUAUUUUGUACAUUAUGUAAAUAAUAUGCGUGUAUCGUAGGAACCAAAAUGUUAGAAUGAAAACCAUCUAGUGUCACUCAACUUUUUUAGUUGACGAAAUUUCCCGCGUCGGGAUUUGUGUUAGUUUUCUUAAAAUUUUAUUGAAAAGGUGACCAUUUGAAGUUGUUUUUAUCGAAUUGGGUAGUAGUAAAUGAUAAAUACUCGCAUAUUCAGUACUUACUCUACUUCAUCCCAACUAAAACAAAAUAUAUGUGUGAUAUACAAUGAAUAUAUUGUUGAUUUUGUUGUGCUAUAAGCUGCUUCGUAUGUGGAAGUGAUAAUCGGAAAACGUGAUUGUUUUCUUUGAAGUUGCCGAAAUAUGUGACUAGUCCUAAUUUGUAAUGUUUUUGUUAUCAAGUAUUGUUUCAAUUUAUUGUUAUAUAUUACUAAGCUAAAUCGUAUUCUCUUAAUCAGGCUGAACUAGAUUGCAUACUUGACAUAUCGAUCAUUACAAUAUUUCCGCAGGUGAAAAACCCUGUAAUAGUUAACACAAUGUAACAGUCUUUUUAUCUUCUAAUCAAUACUUCACGGUUGAAGGUCUAUGAUAAAAUUAACGUAAAUUCUAAAGAUAUAUACGGUGUGAUAAAAAAAAUCGUGUAAGCAGCUUGGACUGACUUUUGAACUCGUAUGAAUGUAUUUAAUCAAAUAAGCAUCGAUAUACUUUUGUAUAAGAAAUAAAUGCCAUUAGAUAAUGUUUCCUACUUUUAUUUUCUGUACACAACCUGCAAUUUAUUUUUUAUUCUUAUUUUACUUUAGAUAUAAUAAGAGUUAAGAAAUAAAUUUUGAGUUAAGUAAACUAAAUUAAUGUCGAUUUUUUGUGGAAAAUAAAUAUUUUUGAUACACAUAUAAUGUAAUUAAUUGUAAGAUUAUCUAAUUUUUUGCUAGCUUUUUCUGUUCAAGUCAAAAUAGUACCCUAAUAUGUACGUGUACCUACUAAUCAUAACAAAUAUAGAGAACUCAUUUCUUAAUUUUCUUUUGUCAUUACUUUGCCCAAGUAUUUUAAUUGUCGCCAUUGCAAAAAGACAAGGUACCACAUAAAUCACUAAAACAAAAGGGCUAAGCUUUUGUCAUUUAGAGUAAUCUUUGCGUGUAGUCAUUAUAAUUUAUUUUGUUUAUUCUGAUCUCCGCAUCUAAGGUAUACAUUAUUGUGUUAAUUCACGCAGUUUGGACGAUGUUUAAAUAACCGGAUUGGAAUUUGUUUGUUUUGAUGUAAAAUUCUACGUUUGUAAAAAUUGUAUUAAGCAUUUUGUUAACAUUUAUUUUGUUUGUAAGCCGGUCGUUACGAUAACAGUUGCCCUUAUCGCUAAGAAAUUAAUUAAUUUUGUAAACAGAUGUCGCAGGUGCGCGCUUUAGAUAAGAAUUAUGCGUAUUUUAACAAAAUAAUGAGAAAGUGGAAACGGACAUGACAUUGUUAAAUAGAGAAGGAAGUGUUUUAACGUGGCCUUUUGCCUUUGGCCUUUUGUGGGAAGUCGGGUUUUUGUCCGUGGCAUGUACGUGAAGUCAAGUAUUCAUUUGUGUUUGUACAAAGUCACUCAGUUAGUAAAAGUUCAUAAAAGUCAAGUUUAAUUUAUUAAUGUCGUGUUGAAAGAAAAUGACGAGUUUGUGUUAUAAAGAAAUUAAGUGUAAUUGGGUUUCCUGAGAAGAAUUCGGUUUAGUGUUUGUGCGCAUUUGAAUUGGGUUAGGAAACACCUCUCACAACUGAAAGAAUGGUAGUAUGGGAAAGAAAUACAAAACCUAGUGUAUACAACAACUAUGAAGUCUUUGACUGUGACCGUUCUGCGGAGAGAAUUUGCACAAAGAAUCCGCGCGGGGUUUGAAUAAUGACUGGUCUACCGUUUUAUUCUUGUAUUAACCAUUAAUCUUUGAAUUUCAUGUCACAAUGUGUUAUCGUUUAAAUUUUGCAUAAAAUAUUUGUUAUUGAAGCAAGGCGUACUCCAUGGUUUUGUUUUGAGUACGUUACUGAAUUAUGUUUGUUAUACUGUACAGAUGCCUUUAUAUUGUUUUAUUAAGUAUUUAUUUAUGUAUUCAGGAGGAAUAAAUUUAUUAUCCGUA